Onychostoma macrolepis is the source of this 4829-nucleotide messenger RNA. RefSeq names its product E3 SUMO-protein ligase RanBP2-like. Gene Ontology annotation, cellular component: nuclear pore; cytoplasm. Gene Ontology annotation, biological process: protein folding; intracellular transport; protein peptidyl-prolyl isomerization. The transcript is spliced from 11 exons. Bases 26 to 4015 code for a protein of 1329 amino acids. Gene Ontology annotation, molecular function: peptidyl-prolyl cis-trans isomerase activity; zinc ion binding; GTPase activator activity. Lineage: Eukaryota; Metazoa; Chordata; Actinopteri; Cypriniformes; Cyprinidae. The record is from RefSeq and is a predicted model, not a curated record.
UGUGUCUCUGUAUUCAUGCAGUAAAAUGGCAGAAGUCAGAUUUUCUCAGGAUGAGUUCACGUGUCCAGUGUGUCUGGAUCUUCUGAAGGAUCCAGUGACCAUCCACUGUGGACACAGUUACUGUAAGAGCUGUAUUACAGGCUUCUGGGAUCAGGAGGAUCAGAUGAGAGUCUACAGCUGCCCUCAGUGCAGACAAACCUUCAGUCCAAGACCUGCUUUAGCUAGAAACACCAUGCUGGCUGAAGUGGUGGAGAAACUGAAGAACACCAAACUUUCUGCUGACUGUUACGCUGGAGCUGGAGAUGUUCAGUGUGACGUCUGUACUGGAAGAAAAUACAAAGCUGUCAAGUCCUGUCUGAUGUGUCUGAACUCUUACUGUCAGAGACACCUUGAACAACAUGAGAGUUGGUUUAAAGGAAAGAGACACAAUUUGACUGAUGCCACUGGACGACUGCAGGAGAUGAUCUGCCAGAAACAUGAGAAGCUCCUUGAGGUUUUCUGUCGCACUGAUCAGAAAUGUAUAUGUGUGCUAUGUAUGGACAAACAUAAAAACCAUGACAUUGUGUCAGCUGCAGCACAGAGGACAGAGAAACAGCACCAGCUGAAGGAGACAAAGAAAACGUUCCAGCAGAGAAUCCAGCAGAGAGAGAAAGAUUUUCAGCAACUGAGAGAGUCGGUGGAGUCUCAUAAGCGCUCUGCACAGACAGCAGUGGAGGACAGUGAGAGGAUCUUUACUGAGCUCAUCCGCUCCAUUGAGAGAAGCCGCUCUGAGCUGAUACGGCUGAUCAGAGAUCAGGAAAAGACUGCAGUGAGUCGAGCUGAAGGACGACUGGAGCGACUGGAGCAGGAGAUCAAUGAUCUGAGGAGGAGAGACGCUGAGCUGGAGCAGCUUUCACACACACAGGAUCAAAUCCAGUUCCUGCAGAGUUUCCAGUCUUUCUCAGUACCUCCUGAAACUACAGACAUAAAUGACGAUCUCUUCAGUUCUCUCGUCUCUUUUGAUGAUCUGAGAGAAUCUGUCCAUCAGCUGAGAGACAAACUGGAGGAUUUCUGCAAAGAGGAGCUCAAGAAGAUCUCAGAAAGAGUUGCUACUACAGGUCCCUCUGUGUACUACAACCAGUCUCCAGCAGAUUAUUCACAUCCUCUACAUACUGCUGCGAAUGUUACACCAACAAAGGGCCCAGUAUUUGGGAUGAAUUGUCUUCCUCCAAAGCAACAUAUGUAUCCCUACCCACAAACAACACACACCCCACCUUAUGUGGAAGAGGAUGAGGAUGGACUUCAUUUUGAAUCUAUUGUGCCUCUACCUGAUAAGGUUGAUGUGAAAUCCGGUGAGGAGGAUGAAGAGGAGAUGUUUUGCAAGAGAGCAAAACUCUUCCGAUUUGACUCGGACACUAAAGACUGGAAAGACAGAGGCAUUGGCCGUAUCAAAAUCCUGAAACACAAAACCUCUGGGAAAGUUUGUUUGUUUAUGAGGAGGGAGCAGGAUCUGAAAAUCUGCGCUAAUCACUAUAUCACUUCCAACAUGGCCCUCAAACCAGAUGCUGGAUCUGACAAAUCCUGGAUGUGGUACGCUAUGGAUUGUGCAGGUGAAAUACCGAGGACUGAGCAGUUGGCCAUUCGUUUUAAAACAGCUGAUGAGGCAGCACUGUUUAAAGUCAAAUUUGAGGAGGUUCAAAAGUUCCUUUCAGAAUCCCCACAAGGCCAACAGAUUGAAAAGAGAUUUGAAACUCCAAAGCCUCAGGUUUCAUUCAAAGAAGUGGAUCUCAAAACUCUGUUUUCCAAGAAGGAGGGUGAAUGGGACUGCGAUGUUUGCUGCGUAAGAAAUGCUUCCACGUCUGCUGUAUGUGUGGCAUGCAGCGGUGCAGCUCCUUCUACAGCAAAGGUGAAACCUGUAGAGGAGCCCAAAGGCUCUGGCCCUGUGGCUUCUCCUGCCAAAUGGUUUUCCUUUGGACCUUCUGGAGAUUCCACUAAGAACACUGCCAGCACUGAUAUCAGCUUGAAGGGCUUCACAACUGGAUUUCAAUUACCAGUUUCUUUUAAGUUUGGAUCGAAGGAUGCUGUGGUGACAUCUGCUGGCUUCGGAGCUCAGGCAAAUAAGAAAACAGUUCAGACUGAUGCACAAAAACACAAGACAACAGUUCCAGCAGUCCCAUUUGGCACUGGAUUUGGUGUUCUGUUUGCCAAGAAAGAGGGUCAGUGGGACUGUGACUUAUGCCUAGUGAGAAAUGAAGCUACAUCUAGCCAUUGUGUUUCAUGUCAGACAGCAAACCUAGAUAUGAAAAACAAGACCUCUGCUGCACCAUCAAGUUCCUCUUUUACCUCCAGUUUCAGUCAAAGCACUGCUUUUCAGUUCAGUACAAGUAAGGAUAAAGCAUCCUCAGAAGACUUCAAGUUUGAGUCCUCCACAAUUGGGGCUGAAAAGUCAUCAUGCAGUUUUUCAUUUUUGAUGCCGGGGCCUGUUAGCGAAUUUAAGUUUGGCAUUGCAGGAUCUGAGGCAAAACCAUCAGACAAACAUUCACAAAAUGGAUCUGCAUCUGACCUCCUGAAAAAUAUUGCUGAGCUUCACAAAGAAAAAGAAAUAGAGGCAGCCCCAAGUUCCUCAGAUGAGUCUGCAGAUGCUGAUAGUCACUAUAAUGGUAAACCUAACACCUUUAGUUUCGCUGACUUGGCAAAGUCACGUGGUAGUUUUCAGUUUGGCCAGAAGGAUCCCGCUUUCAAAAGCUUUGCAGGGGCUGGUGAGAAGCUCAUUGCAGGGUUUCAUUCUGGCUCCAGGACUGACAUCUCCGACGAUCAAGAUGAUGAAAUGUAUAAAACCGAGGAGAUUUACGAUUUACGAGCUGAUGGAGCAUCUGAUGAUGCAGGUCUGUCUUUUGGAUUUGCAUCUGCUGAUGGGUUGUCAUUUUCAGAAUUGGCAAAGCUUUCAUCAGAAUUUGCAUUUGGUAAAAAAGAUGGUAAUUUCUCGUGGUCAGGCGCAGGAGCCACAGUCUUUGGAAGAGCAGCGACACAAAUUAAGGAAGCAGAAGAGGAGGGCAGUGAUGAUGAAAUGCCCCAUAAUGACAAGAUCCACUUUGAGCCGAGCGUGUCCCUGCCUGAGGUGGAGGUGAGGUCCGGUGAGGAGGACGAGAAGAUCCUGUUCAAAGAAAGAGCCAAACUGUACCGCUGGGAUCGUGAGCUCAACCAGUGGAAGGAGCGCGGCGUGGGAAACAUUAAGAUCCUCUUUCACCCCGUGAAGAAGAGCUACCGCCUGGUGAUGAGACGCAAGCAGGUGCUAAAAGUCUGCGCCAACCACAUCAUCAGCCAGAGCAUGAAGCUCAAGCCCAUGAACACCUCGGCUAAUGCGCUGGUGUGGACCGCCACAGACUACUCAGAGGGAGACGGGAAAGUCGAGCAGCUGGCGGCCAAGUUCAGGACUCCAGAACUGGCGGAGUCCUUCAGUCGAGUGUUCACAGACUGCCAGAGCCGCAUGCCGCAGGCUGACGCCGCUCAGAUGUCUGCCGCCGAGGCGCUUUCACGAGAGUCCAACCCUGUGGUGUUCUUCAACAUCGUCAUAGAUAACGAGGAUACUGGGAGAAUCGUCAUGGAGCUCUUCGCUCACAUCGUGCCCAGAACGGCGGAGAACUUCCGGGCUUUGUGUACGGGAGAGAAGGGCUUCGGUUACCGCCGGUCCCUCUUCCACAGGAUCAUCCCGGACUUCAUGUGUCAGGGUGGUGAUAUCACCAGCCAGGAUGGGACAAGAGGAAACUCCAUCUACGGAGGGAAGUUUGAGGACGAGAGCUUCGAGGUGAGGCAUACGGGGCCGGGGCUGCUGUCCAUGGCCAACCGCGGCAGAGACACCAACAACUCACAGUUCUUCAUCACCCUCAAGAAAGCAGAGCACUUGGACUUCAAGCACGUUGCCUUUGGAUUCGUCAAAGACGGCAUGGAUGUGGUGAGGAGAAUCGGAGAGCUGGGCGCUAAAGACGGGAAACCCACAAAAACCAUCACCAUCUCAGACUGUGGACAGAUUAUUUGAGAUUUUCUACACAAACUAGUGUUCAUAAUGUUUGAGACUGUGUUCCCCCGAGCUCUUGUUAAAUCAGAACUUGUGUAUGCUGAGGUUUUAUUGUUGUCCUCUUUGUGCAUUAAUGAAGUGGACAGCACAGUUGACAAUCAAAUUCAUAGUUUGCAAAAAAGAAGAAAAAACUUUAUUAAAAAAGUUUACCCCAGAGUUUCUUCAUAUUUACAGGGGCUUAAUUGGAUGGAAUGUGAAUCUUUCAUUGUUAUAUGUCUGUAAUAUUUCUGCAGUUCACUGCCAUGAGGUCCCAUGCAGACACUGCCAUGUUGCUUGCAAAUUUUAAACAUCUGCAUUACACUAUUGAUUCAAAGAGUGUCAUCAUUGACAAAAACAAACUGCUGUGAAAUGCUUAUGGAUAUUUUAAAAGCAAAGCUGCUUUAUUUCUCCUUUAGUUUUGACAAAUGUUUAAAAAAAAAAAAAAACACUGGUAACAAGCAUUUAAGUUACAACUAACUAGCCAGCAGUGAGAUAAGAAGUGAUCUAUUCAUUUGUGUGGAGUAAAUGUGCUCUUUAAGGAUAGUUUCAACUCCCUUUUUCUUUUUAGUUCAGAGAUUUGACAUACAUGAUACUGAUAAAACUGUGCCUUUUAUUAAACAUUUUCUGAGACCUUUUUGUGUGUUUUAAUAGAAAUAAAUAAUAUAUUUUAUGGAAUAAAAUAAUAUAUUGCCCCCUGUGAGCUCCCCUGCAUGAUAUUGUCUGAUGUCUGUGGCAUUACAUGCCUUACCAAUCCACAUAACUGUUGUCUGUAUUGUGUUGUUGGUGAAAUAAAUAG